Molecule: messenger RNA, 1434 nt
Organism: Lutra lutra (Eurasian river otter)
Lineage: Eukaryota; Metazoa; Chordata; Mammalia; Carnivora; Mustelidae
Product: olfactory receptor 5F1-like
Biological process (GO): G protein-coupled receptor signaling pathway; sensory perception of smell
Cellular component (GO): membrane
Molecular function (GO): olfactory receptor activity; G protein-coupled receptor activity; odorant binding
Source: RefSeq, a predicted model, not a curated record
AUGACCAGAAGAAACCACUCUUCACCGACUGAGUUCAUCCUGUUGGGAUUAGCAGACACGAUGGAGCUACAGAUUGUCCUCUUCUUGCUUUUUCUGGUGAUUUACACGCUUACAGUUCUGGGGAAUGUUGGGAUGAUCCUCUUAAUCAGGAUUGAUUCCCGACUUCACACACCCAUAUAUUUCUUCCUGGCUAACCUGUCCUUUGUGGAUGUUAGUUACUCCUCCACCAUCACCCCUAAGAUGCUGGUGGACCUAUUAUCAGAGGAGAAAACCAUCUCCUUUGCUGGCUGCUUUCUGCAACUGUACUUUUUCAUCGCCCUGGCCACAACUGAGUGCAUCCUUUUCGGGUUAAUGGCCUAUGACCGUUAUGUGGCCAUAUGCAACCCUCUGCUUUACUCCCUGGUCAUGUCCAGGACUGUCUGCCUCAAAAUGGCAGCAGGGGCUUUUACAGCAGGAUUCUUGAACUCCAUGGUUAACACAAGUUAUGUGAGCAGCUUUCCAUUCUGCAGUUCCAAUGUCAUUCAUCAUUUCUUCUGUGAUAGCCCUCCACUUUUUAGGCUCUCAUGUUCAGAUACACACCUGAAGCAACAAAUGACCAGAAGAAACCACUCUUCACCGACUGAGUUCAUCCUGUUGGGAUUAGCAGACACGAUGGAGCUACAGAUUGUCCUCUUCUCGCUUUUUCUGGUGAUUUACACGCUUACAGUUCUGGGGAAUGUUGGGAUGAUCCUCUUAAUCAGGAUUGAUUCCCGACUUCACACACCCAUGUAUUUCUUCCUGGCUAACCUGUCCUUUGUGGAUGUUAGUUACUCCUCCACCAUCACCCCUAAGAUGCUGGUGGACCUAUUAUCAGAGGAGAAAACCAUCUCCUUUGCUGGCUGCUUUCUGCAACUGUACUUUUUCAUCGCCCUGGCCACAACUGAGUGCAUCCUUUUCGGGUUAAUGGCCUAUGACCGUUAUGUGGCCAUAUGCAACCCUCUGCUUUACUCCCUGGUCAUGUCCAGGACUGUCUGCCUCAAAAUGGCAGCAGGGGCUUUUACAGCAGGAUUCUUGAACUCCAUGGUUAACACAAGUUAUGUGAGCAGCUUUCCAUUCUGCAGUUCCAAUGUCAUUCAUCAUUUCUUCUGUGAUAGCCCUCCACUUUUUAGGCUCUCAUGUUCAGACACACACCUGAAUGAAAGCAUCUUUUCCACAUUGGCUGGUGUGAAUAUGGUUGGGGCUUUGCUGGUCAUCCUCACCUCCUACUCCUACGUUCUCUUUUCUAUCUUCCAUAUGCAUUCAGGGGAGGGGAGGCGCAAAGCCCUCUCAACCUGUGGGUCCCACCUGACAGCUAUAACUCUGUUCUAUGCCACUGCCAUCUAUACCUAUCUGAGACCUAGUUCCAGCUACUCCCUGAUCAGGACAAAGUGGCUUCUGUGUUCUACACAGUGGUGA